CACUGCUAUGCUUCCUGCCAUGAUGAUAAUGGACUGAACCUCUAAACCUGGAGUUGCUCAACGCCCACCAAACGUUGCAAAUAGGAGAAACCAGAACAAAGGGCACAGCUUGGGUUCCCUGUGCCAGAAGAAGCCUUCCUAACUUAUCACCAUUCAAUGCCAUGGAAGGGCGCAAAUGCUGAGAACAAUUCUCUGAACUUUCCUUAUGUCCACCAGGAAGACUUUGCCUGAAGCCCUACUCUUCUGUGACACUAUGGAUGCCACUGAGGUGUCAGCUUCUAACCUUGCUUGGAGAAGCGGAGGAGGCACACGGAACAGGAACUGCUAAGGACUCGAAGACGUUUGUGACACAGACAUCUGCUCUCAGAAAGAUUUCGGCAGCAACUAUGGCCACCUUCGUGCAGCUCAGUACCAAAGCCAAAAUGCCCAUUGUGGGUCUGGGCACCUGGAAGUCUCCCCCAAACCAAGUCAAAGAAGCUGUGAAGGCGGCUAUUGAUGCUGGGUACCGCCAUAUCGACUGCGCAUAUGCAUAUUGCAAUGAGAAUGAGGUGGGAGAAGCCAUCCAAGAAAAGAUCAAAGAAAAGGCUGUGAAGCGGGAGGACCUCUUCAUCGUCAGCAAGUUGUGGCCCACCUGCUUUGAGAAAAAACUGCUAAAGGAAGCCUUCCAGAAAACCCUCUCGGAUCUGAAGCUGGACUAUCUGGACCUCUAUCUUAUUCACUGGCCACAAGGACUUAAGCCAGGAAAGGAAUUAUUCCCCAAAGACGAUCAAGGCAAUAUCCUCACCAGUAAAACAACGUUCUUGGAAGCCUGGGAGGGCAUGGAGGAACUGGUGGACCAGGGCCUGGUGAAAGCUCUGGGCGUCUCUAACUUCAACCACUUCCAGAUUGAAAGGCUCCUGAACAAGCCUGGACUGAAACAUAAGCCUGUGACCAACCAGGUCGAGUGCCACCCUUACCUCACCCAGGAAAAACUGAUCCAGUACUGUCACUCCAAGGGCAUCGCUGUCACAGCCUACAGUCCCCUGGGCUCCCCAGACAGGCCUAGUGCCAAGCCAGAGGACCCUUCACUAUUAGAAGACCCCAAAAUUAAAGAGAUUGCCACCAAGCACAAGAAAACCUCAGCCCAGGUUCUGAUUCGGUUCCACAUCCAGAGGAAUGUGGUGGUGAUCCCAAAGUCUGUGACACCAGCACGUAUACAGGAGAACAUUCAGGUCUUUGACUUCCAGUUGAGUGAUGAGGAGAUGGCCACUAUCCUUAGCUUCAACAGAAACUGGAGGGCCUGCCUGCUGCCUGAGACAGUAAACAUGGAAGAAUACCCCUAUGAUGCAGAAUACUGAAGCUGAGUCAGCUCACGAGGGUUCCUCUCUGCUGGGGCACACCUCACUCCCAGCCUGCCUGACAUUGUGCUUUAGACAAAGCUGUGUUUAAAUCCCCAUGCUGAACCAGGGACAGACUGUUGCGAGCAACGGGGCUUCGGAGAAGCAAAUGGACAUCUCUUUCACUAAUUUAAUCUGACCAAAUGUUUUCAAAAUCCAGGAACCCUGGUAACAUUUGGGGUUAUACAGAUAAAAUAAUAAAGAAUCAUAACAUUAACAAGCGUA
Molecule: messenger RNA, 1601 nt
Organism: Mastomys coucha (southern multimammate mouse)
Lineage: Eukaryota; Metazoa; Chordata; Mammalia; Rodentia; Muridae
Product: aldose reductase-related protein 2
Exons: 13
Coding region: 258-1337 (359 amino acids)
Cellular component (GO): cytosol; mitochondrion
Molecular function (GO): aldose reductase (NADPH) activity
Source: RefSeq, a predicted model, not a curated record